Messenger RNA from Melozone crissalis (California towhee), 2122 nucleotides. RefSeq names its product acid sensing ion channel subunit family member 5 (gene ASIC5). Gene Ontology annotation, cellular component: membrane. The transcript is spliced from 10 exons. The record is from RefSeq and is a predicted model, not a curated record. Gene Ontology annotation, biological process: sodium ion transmembrane transport. The coding region runs from base 1 to 1515 and encodes 504 amino acids. Gene Ontology annotation, molecular function: ligand-gated sodium channel activity. NCBI's taxonomy places the organism in Eukaryota, Metazoa, Chordata, Aves, Passeriformes, Passerellidae.
AUGGACCAGCUCAGGAGAUUCAUUCAAUGGGAUGCCAAAGGAAUACUGGAAAAGAUACGAUUGUGUUUGAUAAAGAAACUGCUGCCAGACUGGGAAGACAGAAGGAAGUAUCACGAGGAGUUUGCCUCAUCCACUUCGUUCCAUGGUGUGCACAACAUUGUGCACAGGCAGAGCAGGGCCCGCAGGGCGCUGUGGCUGCUGGUGGUGGCGGGCUGCCUCGCCACUGCUGCCUGGCAGAUCUGCAGCCGCUUCAGCUACUACCUCAGCUGGCCAACCACCACUGCCGUGGUGGUCCAGUACACGGAAAAAGUCAAAUUCCCCGCCGUGACCUUCUGCAACUUGAACAGGUUUCAAGCUCAUGCUGUGAGCAACCUGAAAGUAAUUUUUUUAAUUUGGAACACUGUAUCUGCAAUUCUCCAAAAAUUUGCUAUGGAAGACAAAUAUUCCGAGGAGUUAAAUGAUUUCCUACUUGGGAACCAGAACUUCAGCAUCAAAGACUUUACAAGGCAAAAUGGGUUUUAUCUGAACAGCAGCACAUUGCUUGAAUGUGAUUUUUUUGGAAAGCCAUGUUACCCACAGGAUUUUGAACAUGUCUUUACUGAAUAUGGAAACUGCUUUACUUUUAAUCACAAUGAUCUUUCAGCAAGAAGAGUGAGUUUGUCUGGAAGAGGCUUACAUUUGCUUUUUGAUGUCCAGCAGGACAAAUUCACUGAUGAGCCUACCCUUGGUUAUACUGACGCUGGAAUAACUUUUGUUGUCCACUCACCCCAAGAGCUGCCGCGCUUUGAUGGGUUGGGUUUGCUGACGCCAGUGGGGACGCACGCGCAGGUCGCAAUCCGCCAGCUGAAGUCAAUUAUCCAAGAAUACCCAUGGGGAGAGUGCAAGCCUGAUAUAAAGCUUCAGUACCACGAGAUUUAUAGUACUAAUGGAUGUUUGCUGGAAUGCAAAGCCCGGUACAUUCAGGACUGGUGUGGCUGUUUGCCAUUCAUUCUUCCAGGAAAUGGAACAGAAUGUGACUUGCUGAAGUUUUACAAAUGUGUUUAUCCAGCAGUCUAUAAUAUAGAGAUAAAAGGAUUAUGUACAGUAGGAACACACAAUUCCACUUGCCCUGCCCCAUGUGAAGAAACAGAUUAUCCUACCACUGUCACCUAUUCAAACUUUGGAGGAGAAAAAGCCAUAAAAUAUUUUUCUACAAAACUGAAGAAGAGCCCAGAAUACAUCAGGCAAAACCUUGUGCGUAUUGAGAUUAAAUAUCAUGAUCUGAGCUACAAAAUAACACAGCAGCAGAAGGCUUUGACUAUCUCUGAGUUGCUUGCUGAUGUAGGUGGCCAGCUUGGAUUGUUUUGUGGUGCCAGUAUGAUUACAAUCAUAGAACUGCUAGAGUAUGUUUUUACUAACUUCUGUUGGAUGUGCAUCUUUCUUCUUUUGAAAGCUCCUGAAAUGCCUCAAUGGAACAAUCCAUCCCAGAACCAACCAACACAAAAGGGAAAAAAGAGGAGAAUACAAGAAUGUUAAUGGCUUGUGGAAGUCUGGAACUAAUUGGUUUUGCAAAUUCCCUUUCUUUUUAAGAUACAAAGGAGACUGUAAUAUUUUACACUGCUCUCCUUAUUCUCCCUAUUAUUCCCUAAAAUGAUUUAACUGUGCUAAAUAACUUUAAAGAGCGCAUUUCACAAAGUCUCACUUUCCUUCUCAUAUAAAGAAAAAUGUAAUCUUUAACUUUGAUUUAACAAAUUAGGGGUUUUUUUAAAAUAUCAUGGCAAGUGAUGCUGACAUAUGAUACAAUUUAGCAUUCGUAACCCAGAUUUUAUCUUCUGUGUUCUGAGUGAUGAGAAGUAAUACACAUGCCAAUUUAUCUCACAGAAAUUUCUUGACUACCAUAAACAUGGAGCAUUGCUAAUUCUAAAAUGCUUGUUCCUUAUUAGCAACUCUUCUAGUAUGUUAUCAUUGUAACAUAUUCCAUUGAAGAAUAUGGUAACUUCACCUAGAACAAUUAGGAAUGUGCCUAAUAGCAAUAAAAUUUACAAUACUACCUGUGUGAAACACAUCAAAAAAUCUCAUCAGUCUGCCAGCUAUUAUGGAGAACAACAGGGCAUCCAAGUGGAUGGCAAGUGGGCAAACACAG